GUUUUAGGUAUAGUUUAGAUUCAAGGUACAGAGUGAGAACGAGAACGAUAUCACAACUUCGACUCUGAAUCUCAACAAAUCCCACUAUCAGCAGAAGCCAUUAUGGAGUCGCCGGAUUUCGUCUUAGACGAGCGUGAUCUCUCUUCUCAGCCCAUAGCCGAAGACUUCCAACCCAACCAACAAUUCGAAAAGCAACCAACUCCUCUAUCAUCCACUACUAUCAUCUACGAUAAACCCAACCUCCUAACCCUACCCCCAGAAAUCCGCCUCCAAAUCCUGUCUCACCUGCUCAUCCUCCCCCCAUCUGCUCCACCACCUUCACAAAACGCAUACUUCCACUCUGGCCUGCCCGCCUCAUCACCAAUUCCCUUAUACACAGCCAUUUUGCGCACAAACCGUAAACUGCAUGCCGAAGCCCUACCCCUACUCUACCGGCACAAUACCUUCCUCGCGCAUCCCUCAUUAUUGGCUUCGUUACCGCGAUUACGCCGUGCCUAUGCGCCAGUGUUGUCGUGUAAUAUGGCGGACCUAAUCGCGCGGUUACACGUAUGCAUAAGACUAGACGCGGAGCCUAGGUACGAUAGUAAAAUGGCGGCGACGCAGUUAAGUGGACGCGAGGAAAUUGUGCUAGAGACAUAUCAGGUAUCGUGGCGCGGGUCAGGACCAGAUGCGUUGCGCUUAUUUGAGGGCGUGAGGGGAGUAAGGCGGGCGCGUGUUGUGGGGAGUGUCGGGGGUUUUGAGGAUUAUGCGCGGUGGUUGGAAGGUGUGAUGAUGUGUGAACAUGGGACGGAGGUCAAGCCAUUUGUAUGGGACGGCGCGCGGGAUUUUGGGACGUGUUGGUAGGUCAGGUAUGGAAAGGAAGGGAAAUGACUAGAUAAAUAUCAUCUCAAAUAUGAGGUGGUAUUUACACGAACUAAUAAAAUAAUUUAACUCAAAUCGGAUUGAAUAGACUACUCUGAGUGAUGCAUCCACUACUCGUGGCAUGAAGACCUUUUCUGUGCAAGACUCGUCAAUUCGGUCUAUUGGGUAUGAACAAAGUUCAAAACC
Molecule: messenger RNA, 1047 nt
Organism: Hypoxylon trugodes
Lineage: Eukaryota; Fungi; Ascomycota; Sordariomycetes; Xylariales; Hypoxylaceae
Exons: 1
Coding region: 103-843 (246 amino acids)
Source: RefSeq, a predicted model, not a curated record